Mycotypha africana is the source of this 972-nucleotide messenger RNA. Its product is annotated as nucleoside phosphorylase domain-containing protein. Gene Ontology annotation, molecular function: uridine phosphorylase activity. The coding region runs from base 1 to 972 and encodes 323 amino acids. Gene Ontology annotation, biological process: uridine catabolic process. The record is from RefSeq and is a predicted model, not a curated record. Lineage: Eukaryota; Fungi; Mucoromycota; Mucoromycetes; Mucorales; Mycotyphaceae. Gene Ontology annotation, cellular component: cytosol. The transcript is spliced from 2 exons.
AUGAUAGAGAAUAUUUUUAACGCUAAUUUCCCUCGUGAUGAAGAGGACAGAGUGUAUCACCUGGGAAUUAAACAGGGCAAUGUUGCAAACCGUAUUUUGACAGUAGGAGAUCAUGUCCGUGCGAGAAAAAUUGCAGCCUUAUUGGAUCCUGAAGAAGAAACUGGCCAUCCCAUUUUUGAACAUUUGAGCCAACGUGGAUUUUUGACUAUUACAGGUAGAUAUAAAGGUGUACCUGUCAGCAUCAUGGCUAUCGGUAUGGGAAAUCCAAUGAUGGACUUUUUUAUCAGAGAAACUCGUGCUAGUGUAGAAGGCACCAUGGCCGUCAUUCGUUUUGGUUCCUGUGGAACACUCUCCCACUUGGCACCACCGGGUGCGGUCAUAGUUCCUUCAGGAGGUUACUGUAUUCGACGUAACAUUGACUAUUUUGCGGAUGAACAACAAAAUCCAGAACUGAAAGAUAAGCCUUAUGUAUUCUCGGGUAUUUUUAAAGCAGACGACGAAAUGACGACUAUUUUAGCAGACACAUUAAAGACAGUGAUGGCUCCAGUUGAAGCUAAAUAUGAUUUUGUUGGUCCCGUUCUUACAGGCGGACUCAAUGCAGAUGGAUGUUCUUUUUACUCUUCACAAGGUCGACAGGAUGCUGCCUUUUGGGAUGAUAAUGCGAACUUACUGCGAGAUAUAAUUACAAAGUACCCUAAAACUCAUUCAUUGGAAAUGGAAACAUCCAUGUUAUUCCAUUUGGCGAGAUGUGCUCGCGACACUCAACGACCAAUCCGAGCAGCUGGAUGCAUGCAAGUAUUUGCUGAUCGCUUGACGAAUAGUUUUAUUGGUCCUGACGCUGUUAAAGUAUUGGAACCCUUGGUUGGUAAGGCAUGCUUGGACGCCUUGAUUAAGGUUAAAAUUGAGGAUGAAAUGCCCGUGGCAGGCACAGUCUGGGAGCCUGCGAAUGAGAAGCGUUUACAAUCACUAUAA